AUGCGCUCACCCACGCCCUUCACAGGGAACUUUUUCACACCCCAACUGCUUCCCUUUCAACUCGAAGAGAUUCCCGCCAUCGACCCUGCUGGUGGGUCAUCGUUCGAUCCAAAUAGCCCUUACACCGACAUCCAGGGCCCAUACGGUGGUCAGUGGACUAACGCUUUCGAGGACGACAGUCACUUGUUUGAACCAACACCGUCUCGCUCUGGAGCUACGACUGAUCCACUAUUGGCAGAGAACCCUGGUUUCGGUACAACUCAAACGCCGAAUAACAGCUGUCACUUCGACGAUAAUGCACAAGACUUCCGUCAGACUGAGAAAAUAAGCUUUAUGAGCCCGAAUGCAACUUCCGACAACGAGUACAGCUUUCAAAGACAUGUUGCUCAGCAACAAGCACCUAUAGCUACCAUUAACCCUGCUGUUUUGAAUCGAUCGUGCGGACGUAACGUGACUGAAGUUCAUUUGCAGCUUUUCCGGGAUUUGAUCAAUGAGGAUGUAUACGCUCCCACAGGUGCAGAAGGCGAUGAAUCAAUUGAGCUUGGAGGUUCUCAACAGACGUCGGAAUAUCUAGGCCCUCACAACGUCGGUAACGGCUAUGGAUCCUCUGAGCUUUUGGCUCAGCCCGAUGUACCUGGCGGAGUAUCCGGUAGGCAAGAGAUCGAAGGCAGCGUUGUUCAUGCAGCGUCAGUCAAGAGACAAACACACCACGGGAUGCCGAAUGUUGGGCAAACCAAAGUCAAGUCGGUCAUGAAGUUCACUCGCAGGACUAAGUCAAGGUACCCGGAAAUCAUGAAAGUAAUGAAGAGGCUGCAAGACGCCUCCGAAGUGCUCAACGAACGGAACGAUAUCGAGCCAGCCAUAUACCCGAAUCCUCCCGCUGCGAGCGGAUUACAUUUCAGUAGCGCUCAGGCAGCGUCAGUGGUCAAUAAGAUCGUCUAUUGGGAGCCGCCAGCGAACGAUACUACAAUUCCCACCACACAGUCUGAGAGGGAGGCAUGGGUUGUGAAACUCCUGACCAGCAUUCGAAACAACCAAGGCUGCCUGAAGACAAAUGAGAAACAGGAUAGCCAGUCCUUUCUCAGACGCUGGGCGCCUGGUGCCACAUUCUACACGGCCACGACAUUGGAAGCUGUGGCUUGGCAGGUGCUCGUGUCCAAGUCCACAUGCGAAGAUCUCAUCAAGGGCAACCGCCUUGUUGAAAUCGUCGGAUGUCCACAUGUCGUCUUCGAGCGGAUUCACGGCAACAACAAGUCCAACAAAGACAAGUCUGGAAAGCUUAGCGAGCACAUGACACAUAAGAAGAGGAUUUCGAGGAGUAAGGAUGCUUCAGAGAGUGAUCCAUUGAACAAAGAUGCACUCAAGGAUAGUGUGUCAAAGAAAGGUAUUCUGAAGCGCAAGCGCGUUGAAACAUCGGACAACGACAGCGAUGCCAGGUCUUCCCCACCAACCAAAAAGAUUCGAGAUCUAAACGCUACUACGCGCACAGUCGUUCCCACUCGCUCGUCCGCACGCCAGAAGGCCAGAAAGAUAUCUACUGCAUGA
Molecule: messenger RNA, 1545 nt
Organism: Boeremia exigua
Lineage: Eukaryota; Fungi; Ascomycota; Dothideomycetes; Pleosporales; Didymellaceae
Exons: 5
Coding region: 1-1545 (514 amino acids)
Source: RefSeq, a predicted model, not a curated record